Messenger RNA from Carya illinoinensis, 1245 nucleotides. Its product is annotated as reticulon-like protein B5. The transcript is spliced from 5 exons. Lineage: Eukaryota; Viridiplantae; Streptophyta; Magnoliopsida; Fagales; Juglandaceae. The record is from RefSeq and is a predicted model, not a curated record. Bases 59 to 817 code for a protein of 252 amino acids.
UCCAUCUCCUGUACUUUUCAUAUUUUCGGUGUAGGGUUGAAGCUUUGGUGUACGAAAAAUGGCUGAGCAUUCCGAGAGUGCAGGUUCGGCUGUGGAGUCAAUGAUAGAGAAGAUAAGCGAGAAGAUCCACGCGAACGAUUCGUCGUCAUCGGAUUCUGAUGACGACAAAUCGGUCUCACCGUCGUCAGUGAAAGCCAAGAUUUACCGGAUUUUCGGGAGGGAGAAACCGGUUCACAAGGUUCUCGGUGGAGGAAAGCCUGCUGAUGUAUUCUUAUGGAGGAACAAGAAGAUCUCAGCCAGUGUCCUCGGUGGAGCUACUGCAAUCUGGGUCUUUUUUGAAUUGCUUGAAUAUCACCUGCUUACUCUUGUAUGUCAUGUUCUGAUUCUAACUCUUGCAAUGCUGUUCCUGUGGUCCAAUGCUCAUACCUUUAUCAACAAGACUCCACCCCGCAUCCCAGAAGUUCAUCUUCCCGAGGAGCCAUUUUUGCAAGUUGCUGCUGCGCUGAGAAUUGAAAUUAACCGAGGUUUUGUAGUCUUGCAUGAUAUUGUGACUGGAAGAGAUUUGAAGAAGUUUCUCAUUGUCAUUGCUGGCUUUUGGGUUCUUUCAAUUGUGGGAAGUUGUUGCAAUUUCUUGACCUUGUUCUACAUAUCUUUUGUUUUGCUGCACACUCUUCCUGUUCUGUACGAGAAGUAUGAGGACAAGGUUGAUCCAUUUGCAGAGAAGGCGAUGAUUGAGAUUAAAAAGCAGUAUGCAGUGUUUGAUGCCAAGGUCUUGAGCAAGAUUCCGAAAGGCUCAUUGAAAGGAAAAUUGGCUUAGGGAAGCCAAGAUGUUCUAAUGAUGUUGGACACCCGGCUAGCAAUGGGUUUUGUCAGCCUUGAAUGUGCUCGUUCAUUUAUUUUUUUGCUAGAGCCUUUCCCUUGCUUCUACACACAAUUGUUUUUGGUAUUUUGGUGUUCAAUUUGGUGGAUUUGGCAUGUGAACUUUAGUUGCAAGAUUUAGGUGUCUAUGGGUGAUUUUGUGACGAACUUUGUUAGCUUAGUGGAUCUCACCCCGUGCUUGUGCACCUGGAUUCACUUCAGAAGAACUUGUGCCUAAGCGAUUAGUCAUGGUUUCUUAUUGGUUUCUGAUUGCGAGCAUGAACUCGAUGCACUCAGCCUUUGAAAGAUGGGAAUCGGUUGUAUCAGGUAUGAGCAAGUAAAUUAUUGCAAUUGUUAAGGUAUAUGCUACUUCAGGAGUUCAUGGAA